Messenger RNA from Adineta ricciae, 279 nucleotides. NCBI's taxonomy places the organism in Eukaryota, Metazoa, Rotifera, Eurotatoria, Adinetida, Adinetidae. The record is from the annotation of a GenBank genome assembly.
AUGAGACCGGGCGCUGUUCUUUUUGAAAUCGAUCCAUACGGUUGUUGUGAUUUGUCAUUUAUAUUUCGCCGUUGGGCAGAAGUUUUCAAUCUGCAAUACGCUCUACGGAUUCCGUCGACAGGUAACAACAAUAGGCAAGAUGAAGUUUGUUUACGUGAAUCCCAAAUUGAAGUUAAUGUCAAAGAGAUCAUUGAUGAACUGAAAAAUUCAAUCAUCUUCCAUGAAGCUACGAAGAUAUUCUAUCAUGAUUUAUCAUUUCUGUUUCCCAACACAGUGUGA